Messenger RNA from Hippopotamus amphibius kiboko, 2446 nucleotides. RefSeq names its product BRICK1 subunit of SCAR/WAVE actin nucleating complex (gene BRK1). Gene Ontology annotation, cellular component: SCAR complex. The coding region runs from base 67 to 357 and encodes 96 amino acids. Gene Ontology annotation, molecular function: protein-containing complex binding. The transcript has 3 exons. Gene Ontology annotation, biological process: cell motility; actin filament organization; regulation of actin polymerization or depolymerization. Lineage: Eukaryota; Metazoa; Chordata; Mammalia; Artiodactyla; Hippopotamidae. The record is from RefSeq and is a predicted model, not a curated record.
CGCAGGCGCACUGGCGGCCUGGAGGGUCGAGGCGCCUGCGCAGUCGCGCUUCUUUAGGCAGCAGCCAUGGCGGGACAAGAGGAUCCCGUGCAGCGAGAGAUUCACCAGGACUGGGCGAACCGGGAGUACAUUGAGGUCAUCACCAGCAGCAUCAAGAAAAUCGCAGACUUUCUCAACUCGUUCGGGGCUGUAUGUGUGUCUGUGUCGGGAAUGGCAUUAAUCCUGAACGUCAGUCUUCUUUUACCAGAUAUGUCUUGUCGUUCAAGACUUGCAACACUAAACGAGAAAUUGACAGCUCUCGAAAGGAGAAUAGAGUACAUUGAAGCAAGGGUGACAAAAGGUGAGACCCUCACCUAGAACUGUGCCAUGCUGCUGCUGGGAAGUUGCUUUUACGGAACGCAGACCCUCGUGGGAAAGGCCCCAGCAGCCUUCAGCUCCUUCCUCUCUCCUUAAAGAACAACAGGGCUUACUCUUGUUUUUCUUUUUUUCAACAAUGUGGCCUUUGGGCUUUGCCGUGUAUACGCAGCAGUGUGAUGUGGCGUGUGGGGAGGGGUCCAGCGGAACUCUCAGAAGCAACAUUAGGCAUUUUACCUCUUCAGUAACAUUUUGUAUAACUACUUGUCAACCUAUUUGAGUCACUAACAGCCGAAAGUCUGGGACUCUGUCAAGGUCCUCCCCACCUCUCUCUUUCUCUCUCUCAGCCUUUCUUUAUAGCUCUCAUUGCCUCUGCAUUGAUUCUAUAAAUAGUCUUUGUCUCCUCUCCGCCUGUGGCUGAGGGUGGGAAGCGGUCCUGGCUGGGGUGCCCUGGCGAGGUGGCUGCCAGAGGAUGCUGUUGCUAUCCCACCAGUUUCUUGUCCUUUUGGGGAGGUCAGGGCCAGGCCCCCACUUGGCUUGAAAAGGGAUAUUUUCAGAGUUUUCUUUCUGUCACUUGGGGUAUCUUUACCGCUCAUAUUUCCCUAAUAAACUCCUCAACUUUAUCUGACUGCUGUGCUUGUGGUGGGGCAAGGAGCUAGAGAUGCAGCUCCCCUAUUCCACAGAAAUCUAAUGUGUGGGAUUCUUAUUCUAACAGAAAACUUUCAGAUGUAGCUGUUUGAUCAAGGCCUAGGUGGCUUGCCAGCUGGAGCCCCCAUAUUUGGACUUUGAGCUGAUUCAUCCUGGGAAUCAUUUGGUCAUUCAGCAGACAUUUACCAAGUACUUACUAUGUAGGCACUUUAUGCUCCAAUAAAAUAUACAGUGUUGAAUCAGGCGUGAUGCUUAAAGUCUGUUGAGAUACCAGCAUCUACACAAUUUAACUGCAAUCCAGGGCAGACUAUUAGUUUUAUAAGGUACAAGCUAAAUGUCUACUUCUUUUGGAAAGCUAAUCGUUUAAACAGAAGAGCUUAAAACUUUUAAUUCUAGCAUCAAAGCUUGCUAUGAACUUGUGCCAACUCAAUCCUAAAGGCUUAACCCCCAUUUAGAAUUUUCAUUUUAGUUACAUGGAAGUCAUUUCUCCCUAUUCAAAUCUUAUUUGCCACUCAAGGUCUACCUUAAGCCAAACCUCCUCCAUAAAGUUUUCCUGACUUUACUUUUUCAUUUAGUGCCGCCCUGUUCCUUUUCUCAGUCCUUCCCAUCCUUAGUGUCUGCAUCCUACAGUAUACAUGAGCACCUUAAAUUAUUUAUUUUUAUUGGCUGCAUUGUGUCUUCAUUGCUGCGCAGGCUUUCUGUAGUUGCAGAGAGCAGGGGCUUCUCUUUGCUGUGGUGCACAGGCUUCUCAUUGCGGUGGUUUCUCUUGUUGCAGAGCACGGGCUCUAGGCGCAUGGGCUUCAGUAGUUGUGGAGCAUGGGCUCAUUAGUUGUAGCUUGCGGGCUGUAGAGUGCAGGCUCAGUAGUUGUGGCCUGUAGGCUUAGUUGCUCCAUGGCAUGUGGGAUCUUCCUGGACCAAGGAUCGAACCUGUGUCCCCUGCUUUGGCAGGUGGAUUCUUAACCCCUGUGCUACCAGGGAAGCCCCUGGAAACCCCUGUUGUCUUAACUUUAAAAAGUAAAUAUGACAAUGUAUUGUUAAUUUUAUAUGGUGAGAUUAUCAGUGUUUGCUUUAUUAUUGUACUUCUUUGUAUUUUUUAAUUGGCCAAAAUAUAAACAAGGCAAAAUAUAUCCUAAGAGAAAAUUUUGAAAAGGCAGAAAAGUAGAAGGGAAGAAAAAUCACCAGUUGUUUUAAAGCACUUGGGUACAUUUUCUUUUUCUCUCUACUUGUUUGGGUUUGCAUAGUGGAAAAUGUACGCUAAGAACAAUAUACCCUGUUGCUUUACUUAGAGUACCCUAAAUGUUUUCCUUUCUCUUAAAUGAUCUUUGUUUACAUUUGCAGUGAUGCAAUGUCAAUGUUAAGGCCUGUGUGUAUCUCAACAACUGCCUUCAUUUUAGAGAUGUAGACAUUUCUGUCAUAUUAAACUGGUGUGCUUCACCUCACUGUC